Messenger RNA from Hypoxylon fragiforme, 1612 nucleotides. Its product is annotated as SET domain-containing protein. Gene Ontology annotation, biological process: peptidyl-lysine monomethylation. Bases 1 to 1326 code for a protein of 441 amino acids. The record is from RefSeq and is a predicted model, not a curated record. Lineage: Eukaryota; Fungi; Ascomycota; Sordariomycetes; Xylariales; Hypoxylaceae. Gene Ontology annotation, molecular function: protein-lysine N-methyltransferase activity. The transcript has a single exon. Gene Ontology annotation, cellular component: nucleus.
AUGACUACCAUAUCAGAACGCUACGAUGCGUUGCUUCAAUGGGUAGAGAAGGACGGUGGCAGCCUCAACCCCUCCAUUGAAAUCUAUCACGACGAUAUCACUAAAGGAUCUUUUCGUGUAAAAGACUCGUGCGUAAUAAACGCUGAGGAUUCCAUCGUCACUCUUCCACUUUCCAAAUCUCUGUCUUAUCUUGAUGCGAUUCAUGGUCAUCUGGACAAUGCUUCCUCCUCCUCAGACACUCCGCCCCAUGAGGGCAACACUCAUUUUCCCACUGAAUUUCUAAAUGAAAUACCGCCUCAUGUAGUCGGUCGAUUCUUCCUCAUGCAGGAAUACCUUCUGGGGCCUAGUUCCAAGUGGUGGCCUUACAUCCGAACACUACCUCAACCUGAACACAUGAGUAACAUUCUUCCGGUAAUGUGGCCGUCGGAUGACGUCGAAUUUCUCAGGGGAACCAAUGCCUAUGCCGCCAUUCAAGACAUUAAAUCGACCUUGAAGAAAGAAUACAAGCAGGCCAUGAGACUACUGCCGGAAAAAUAUCAUUUAGAAUAUACUCGGCCACUAUAUCAUUGGGCCUACAGUAUUUUCACUAGCCGUAGUUUUCGUCCGUCGCUCAUCUUUCCGGCCGAAAAUUCAUCAACACUUCCCUGCGAGCUGGACGACUUUUCGGUCCUUCUGCCUUUGUACGAUAUUGGAAAUCACUCGCCACUGGCGAAGAUUGCAUGGACCACUGAUGAUCAAGCUCAGGUGUGCACGCUUAAGUCGAGGCAGACGUACGCAGCUGGAGAACAAGUAUUCAACAACUAUGGUAUGAAGACCAAUGUCGAAUUGCUUCUAGGCUAUGGCUUUAUACUUCCAGAGGAAGACCAUCUCCAUAAUGAUUACAUCCACAUCAGAACCAGGGCAGACCCAGAUGCCGGGGACCUAGCAGCCACACAUGUUGUGUCACUAAGGCCCAUGGUACACCAGAGCUCCUUUGUGGGACGAUCAAAGCUCUUGAGCGCAGAAUCCAUGACCUGUUUGCCUUGCUUUGCGCACAUUCAAGACACCCUCAUUGUUGCCCUCUACGAGACGAUCACGAAAGGGGGAGACGAAACAAAUGACGUCAGCUUGAACGAGAUUAUGCGAGGCGAGAUUCCAGGUGAAGUCCUCUCGAAAAUCAUUAAUGCGCUAGGUUCGAAGUUGAGCAUCGAUCUAGACGAUUUAGAGACGAAUGAACCAGAAUACGAGGCUGCGAACCACAACCAGGAGCUCGCUACGUGUUACCGCGAUCAAUGUAGGUAUGUGUUGGAAAGUGCGCUUCGUAGUCUGUUAGCCGGGGCAGGUUGAGUUGUCUCGCAGAUGCAGGCAUGGGUUUUAUACAGAUGCUCAAAUCGAUGAAUUUCAAUCUUAAACUCCAAACUAAGGGUAUCAAAAUGCAGUCUGCCGCCGACGCCAAUAUUACUAGAACACACCUCCCCCCUUUUUUGGGCUUCUGGCAUUUUCAACGUUUGAGGAUAUGCCCAAUCCUCCUAGUCCGUCCGUUCCUCAACGCUGUUCUGCCUUCGCCAUCUUAGGUAUCGAAACAUUAAUGAUUGCGCAUACUAUUUGCCUUCGGCUGCCACUCUUCGAACAC